CAGAAGCAGAGUGUGCGGGGCUUGCUCUGGCGCGUUGCUUUCGCUUCCUUGGAGAAGACCCGCGAAAGUUGAGACGGACGAGACGCUGAGCCCGCGCAUCUCAGGGUCCGGGUCAUCAGAAGCGAGCCAUGGCUGCCCCCCAGGACUUCCAGACCUUUGUCUUCCUGGACAUCGAGACAACGGGCCUGCCCAAAGACCGGCCCCGCGUGGCCGAGCUGUGCCUCUUUGCGGUGCACCGCCGUUCUUUGCAGCACCCUCUGCCGAGGGUCGUCACAACCCCGUUGGAUCAGCUGCCCCGUGUCAUAGACAAACUCACUCUGUGCAUUGAUCCCCAGAAGCCCUUCACUCCAGUCGCUGAAGAGAUCACCGGGCUGAGCAACCAGAACCUGGAGGAGAACUGCAAGCCGGAUCUUAACGGAGCAGCUGUGGAGGCCGUGCAGGGGUUUCUGAGGCGCCAGGCUGGCCCCAUCUGUUUGGUGGCCCAUAAUGGCUUGGGGUUUGACUUCCCUCUGCUGUGUGCGGAGCUCCAGAGGGUGGGCACCUCACUGCACCCGGACACCGGCUGCCUGGACACGUUGCCAGCCCUGAGGGAACUGGUGAAAGAUGCCAACAAGAACUACCAGCUAGGGAGGCUUUAUCGGUAUUUCUAUGGGCAGGAACCUCUCCGAGCUCACUCAGCGGAAGGGGAUGUCAUCACCCUCCUCUUGGUGUUCCUUGCAAGAGCUGCGGAGCUGAUCGAAUGGGCAGACCGCAAGGCCUGUCGCUGGGGCGAGAUCCAGCCUAUGUAUUCCCUGUCUUGGAACUAACAUACAAAAAGCAAAUAAUGCCUUAAUCCACCCGACCUAUUUCUACAUUGAACCAACAGUAUAUUGUGUUGUAGUAUCCUCCUGGAAUCACAGAAUAAUAGAGUUGGAAGAGGCCUAUACAGCCAUCAAAUCCAACCCCCUGCUCAAUACAGGAAUUCAAGUCAAUUAUACAUGAUAGACGGCUGUCUAGUUUUCUCUUGAAUGAUUUCCAUGUUGGAGAGUUUGCCACCUCCUAAAGUAAUUGAUUCCAGUUAGGCAGUUGUUCCAGAUAUUCAACUGAAAUCGGGCUUCCCAUAAUUUGAGGCCAUUAUUACAUGGUCUUCACUCUAGGGUGAUCAAGACCAGAUCCUGACCCUCCUCUGUAUUGUCUAUACAAGACUGCUUCAUUGAUGUUUCAUGCUAACUGGCCUCCAGGGAGAUAACAGCAGUUUUGCUCAUUCUUCUUGGAUGUGUAUGGGCUCAGAAGUUUGUAGGGAAGCCUGGGAUGGAGAGACAUGUGUCGGAUCUGCCUCCAGUACCUCCUCAUAUGUAGUUUCCACCCUGUCUCCUCCUCAAAGUGUGAAGGACUUCCUAAGUACGCUUAGUAGCGUGGACUGAGAAGUUUUCCUGUUAAGGCUGGGCCAAGAUAUUUUGCUACCUGAAGUAGGGCAGCCAGUGGCCCAAGUCAAAGUCCAUCGGACUCCAAAUGUGGCGGAUUAAGUGGACUCAUAAGGCAGAAAAUCCACAAACCUCUCCCUAUUCCUGGCAGUAAAUAAUUGCAAGUUAUAUAACUAAAGAGCAUCAUUUAAAAAAAGAAAAGAAAGUUAGCUCUGACUCUUUAACAACAAAACAUUCCUGAUUUUGCAUCUUGCUCUUCCAUUUUAUGGGAUCCAAAAAUCUGUUGUUUAAUGGUGCUACCUUACCUUGCCUAAUGGUAGAGCCCAGUUCUGCUUCUUGCACUUAAGAACCCUUAUAUAAUCUACCGGGUUCCUAACUGUGGGGAACAGGACGUGUGUUGAAUCUCCAUUCAAGCCUUGCAUUGUCCUUCACUGUCUCUAUACUCCUCUAACAUUGAUUGCUUUGAGGAAAAACGUAGCAAAGAUAACAUAAUGAUCAGCCUACUUUCUAUUUCAGAGAAACAUCACCUGAGGCUGUGGGUUAAAGUUAGGAUCCUACAGUCUUGUUACUGAACAGAUGUAAGCUUGAUUUGGGCCAUUGUAUGGGUAGGAGGCCAAAUGGGAGCUCUGUAAUAAAUAAAAUUAACCAGCAGCCAUUUCUUCAUACUUUUUUUGUGAGGAGAAUAAUCUUAUCUGUUAAGUAAGACAAAUCGCCCCAAAUUUCAGUUUGCUGAAGUGAAAGACUAUUCAUGAUGAAUUUUAAAAAAUUGAAAUGUGCUUUUAUGACUUAUUGGCUUUCUACAUUCAAAAUGCCUGAGAAUUCAGAUUGUUUCUGUUACUUCCAAAGGAACAAUAGUAAGUAAUUUUACUCUUAAGCAUGACUAGAUGAUGUAGUAGGCUAUAAUUUGACUGUCUAUGAAUCAGUGGCCAAAAUCCUCUUGAGUAGCUGCAUAAAUGGUGUAACAUUUGGAGGCAAAUUGCUCUAAGUUAACAAAUCACUGUAGACAUUAUCAGCUGCAUGCUGAGUCACAUAAUUCAAUAUAUAACUAUAAUGCCUGCAAUAAUUUCUUAAUUCAGUUCACCUCCAAAAGUUAGGCUGUUAACUAACAGAUGUAUGCCAUUGUAUGUGGUAUUGGAUUAGUAAAAAGCAGCUAUUUAUUUGUGAUGUUUAAUUGCAAUGUUCAGGACAUGCCAGAUUCCAUAUGAGUUGCAUCAAUGGACUGCUGCAUAGCUCAGUGGUUUAUGUGUCUGGCUGCAGAACCAGAGUUGGGGAGUUCGAUUACUCACAGGGGCUGGGACUGUAUGACCUAUUGGGUUACUUCCGGCUCUGCAGUUCUAAGAUAAUGAUGAUGAAUGCAUCCUGUCAUCCAACUUCAUUAAUCAGCACUUUGAGAAUGUUAAUUUGUAGUGCCUAUUUACAUUACAAAUUCCUUUCUUUAAAAAGAUCUCCCCAUGUUUAAUUUGGUACGUGUUCAGCUGAAGACAAAUUGGAAUGGUUGGCCUCGUGCUUCACAUCCCGGUCUAUUACCACUAUGCCUUCACCAUUGCUACCAGGUGACCUCAGAUUCCUGCUAGUAAACUUUGGUGUGUGUUUGUUUAUAAACUGUUCAAGCAGUUGAAAGGCUUUGGAAGACAUUACUUUGCUUCAUUGUUUAUGUAAUAUAUGUUAAAAUGCAGUUUGCAAUCAUUCCAGUACCUUGUGGCAAUGAAUUCCAUAGGUAAACAAUGUGCUGUGCAAGGACAUACAGUACUUCCUGUUGUUCAUUUUCUUCAUCUGUGUCGGUUUCAUUGGAUAACCUGAUUUUUUGUGCUUUACAUAAUUCAAGAGAAGAGAUGUUUUUAAAUAUCAGCCUGAAUCAUCAUCUGUUUUAUAUUUGCACAGUCAUGGAAAGAGGGUUAGAGAUAUAUGGCUACUGGGUUAAUAAACUGGAUUAAAAUUAGGCCCAUGAUUUAUUGGGCUGCUGGAAGAAAACAUAUUUUAAAAUACAACUAGUCAGCUUCCUAUUUAAGCCAGUAUAAAUGUAAUUAUAUGAAUUGUGAUAGCAAAUUGUCCCUAACAAUGAAUUGUUGGUUAUGUUCCUUGUCAUAUGCCACUUGCCUAGUUUGGUGCCAUGAGGAGUGUGAGUAUAACUUGUUGAUUAGCAAGAAUUUGAUACUGCAGUUUAUGCAGUUCCAUUUACAUCCCUGUAAGUUCCUAAUAGGAUUCUGACCAGUUAGUUAUUAAACUGUAGAUGAUAGGUACCCACUUAGAGAAGAAAUUUUGCCUUCUCUUCCAUAGGAUGGACUGCCUCUUCUUAGACGCUAUGGCAAGAGUGUUUACUUUAAAAUAAAAAUUAUGCUUUGUCUUUGUAAUAUCUUUGUAAAUCUUUACAAACUUAAUUUAUUAACCAAAUAUAUAACUGUUAACUUAAUCUAAAAGCCCUACAGAAGAGCCAUAUAGUUGCCUUCUGUUUGAAUCAUGGACAUAUCUGCAGAAUGGAUUGUUACUCAUGUUACAGAAAAAGCAAUUCACAUCUGAAUCUGUGUCAUUUGGUUUCAUUUGUUCUGGAUUUCAAGUAGGCUUUGAAUACUCAUCUAAUUCUGUUUACUUGUAGACAUGUUACUUUUAAUUAAAGAGAGGAUAAUUCUGGAUUAUUGAUAAUCUUCUUAUUUGAAU
Molecule: messenger RNA, 4058 nt
Organism: Pogona vitticeps (central bearded dragon)
Lineage: Eukaryota; Metazoa; Chordata; Lepidosauria; Squamata; Agamidae
Gene: TREX2
Product: three prime repair exonuclease 2
Biological process (GO): DNA catabolic process
Cellular component (GO): cytoplasm
Molecular function (GO): 3'-5'-DNA exonuclease activity; nucleic acid binding
Source: RefSeq, a predicted model, not a curated record